Molecule: messenger RNA, 2216 nt
Organism: Amphiprion ocellaris (clown anemonefish)
Lineage: Eukaryota; Metazoa; Chordata; Actinopteri; Pomacentridae
Gene: rcor1
Product: REST corepressor 1
Exons: 13
Coding region: 454-1833 (459 amino acids)
Biological process (GO): negative regulation of DNA-templated transcription; regulation of transcription by RNA polymerase II
Cellular component (GO): transcription regulator complex; histone deacetylase complex
Molecular function (GO): transcription corepressor activity
Source: RefSeq, a predicted model, not a curated record
GACCUGUGAUGGCAGCAGAGCUCACACACACGCCUCUCCUCCUCUGGGAUCGAUCAGCUCCACACUCUUCGCUCUCUGAUCACUUGUAUUGACUGUAUAUCGAUAUCUGGAGCCGUGUUCGGGUCUGGGUCGGUGUCGGUCCGGUUCUAUCUGGUUUGUUCUAGUUCCGGCUGUUUGUUCCGGAACUUUUCUGACUCCGCGGAGCUCCAGCUAGCAGUUAGCUGUUAGCAUCUGUAGUUGCAGCGGAUCGAUAUUCUUCAGUCGGAACUUUUGUCCCCGAAGUUUCUGCUUCAGUCCCCAACCUCCUGCUGCUGUCCGACCCGAACUGUCCGUUCAGCACCGGGACUAGUCGGCCGGUUCGGUUCAGUCAGGAAGGCACCCAAGCUAACAGGCUAAGUGUUAGCCUGAGUUAGCAUCAGUUAGCAGCUAGCCACAGCUUUCUCCGUCUUCCUGAUGCCGACGAUGCUGGACAGAAACCCGGAGGCUCCCGGGAAGAGGAGAGGCCGAGCCCCGGCGGGCAGCGGCACCAGCGGUCCCGGAGCAGCAGCCAACCCGGGCGGUAAGAACCUGUCCGGUAACGGAACCAGCGCUAACAGCUGCUGGGAAGAAGGAAGUUCAGGAUCCAGCAGCGACGAGGAGCAUGGUGGAGGAGGGAUGCGGGUCGGACCGCAGUACCAGGCCGUGGUUCCGGACUUUGACCCGGACGUGGCCCAGGCUGCUCAGCUCAGAGAGAAUCUGGGGAUGUUGGUUUGGAUUCCCAGCAGCUGCCUGAAUCAGACUCAGUUGGACGAAUACAUUGCCAUCGCCAAAGAGAAACACGGAUACAACAUGGAGCAGGCUCUCGGGAUGCUCUUCUGGCACAAACACAACAUUGAGAAAUCUCUGGCCGACCUGCCGAACUUCACCCCGUUUCCUGACGAGUGGACGGUGGAGGACCGAGUUCUGUUCGAACAGGCCUUCAGCUUCCACGGGAAGAGCUUCCACCGCAUCCAGCAGAUGCUGCCUGAUAAGUCCAUGGCCAGUCUGGUUCGGUUUUAUUACUCCUGGAAGAAAAGUCGCAGUAAAACCAGUCUGAUGGACCGACAAACCCGAAAACACAAGAGAGAGCGAGACGACAGUGACGAUGAAGUUGAAGAAGGUAACGGGAAUCCUCCAAGCGACUCCGAGUUGGACGCCAAUAAAGACUAUAAGAAGGAGGUGAGUUCUGCAUCCGGGAGGUCGGAGGUGAAACCAGCUUCAGGUCUGAAGACAGGUGGGAAGGCUUCUCAGCGGAUGAAGAAACGUCCUCCCAGAGGAAUGUUUUUGAACCAGCAGGACGUCGUCUCUCUGUCGGCUUCAUCUGCUCAGGGACUCAUCAGACACCUGGACUGUCAGCUGGUGUCCAUCAAGAGACAGAUUCAGACCAUCAAACAGACAAACAGCACUCUGAAGGAGAAGCUCAGCUCAGGAGUUGAAGAGUUCAGGCAACCCGAGUUGAAUCAGAAAUUCAACAAUCGUUGGACCACAGAGGAGCAGCUACUUGCUGUACAAGCCAUCAGGAAGUAUGGGCGGGACUUCCAGGCAAUCUCAGAUGUGAUUGGCAAUAAGUCGGUGGUCCAGGUGAAGAACUUCCUGGUGAACUACAGACGGAGGUUUAACCUGGAUGAGGUUCUUCAGGAGUGGGAGGCUGAACAUGGGAUGGAGGGGGGAGGCGGGGGAGACAUGGGAGGAGAGGACGACAAGAUGGAGGAGAAAAUGGAGGUGUGUCCAGCUGAGGAGGACGAGGUCACCGCCAAGCAGACAAAAGAGGACUCGUCCUCACCUGUGGACGCUGAGAAGCCGCUGCCCUCCUGAGACUUCAGACUCCGCCCCCUGAUAUGUGCCCCGCCCCUGCCUCAAGCCCCGCCCUUCUGGGUUCUAUGAUGUAAUUUGUUUUAUUAUUAUGUGAUUUUAUUUUAUUUCUGUCUAUCAGCCGGGCUUCUGUCCAUCACCGAUCAGGUUUGUGUCAUGAACUAUCACCUAUCGUUGCUGCUCUUCUGGACCAAUCAGGAGUCAGACCUGACCUGUCAAUCGAAGGGGGAGGAGCCUGUUUUUGCUUUUAUUCUUUAUUUGUUAUGAAUUCCUUUUUCUUUGCAUCCUGUCUGCGUGUGUGUGUGUGUGUGUGUGUGUGUGUGUGUGUGUGUGUGUGUGUGUGUGUGUGUGUGUGUGUGUGUGUGUGUGUGUGUGUGUGUGUGUGU